Sorex fumeus (smoky shrew) is the source of this 3444-nucleotide messenger RNA. RefSeq names its product FHF complex subunit HOOK interacting protein 1B (gene FHIP1B). Gene Ontology annotation, biological process: endosome organization; early endosome to late endosome transport; endosome to lysosome transport. The coding region runs from base 305 to 3286 and encodes 993 amino acids. The record is from RefSeq and is a predicted model, not a curated record. The transcript has 12 exons. NCBI's taxonomy places the organism in Eukaryota, Metazoa, Chordata, Mammalia, Eulipotyphla, Soricidae. Gene Ontology annotation, cellular component: FHF complex.
GUGGCGCGGGGCGGGGCGCGGCUGGUGCGCCCGAGGAGCGAUGGCGGCGGCCUGAACUCACCUAGCACCGCCGUGGCGCACGGGCCUGGUCAGGGUCGGGGUUCUCUGAGUGAACAAUCUGAAAGUCUGGACUGUGCAGUGGCCUCUGGGCUCAUCACUCUAGCCUAUUCUAUCUUCUUGUUCCAUGGCUAGCUACUGGCUACAGACCGGAUGAAGCAGGUUGGAGACAGAAGUGGAGAAGGCCUCCAGCUGGUGGAUUCUCCAAGUGUGGUGGUCUGGCUGCUGGCCUUGCCCAGCCUGCCUCAUGGAGAGGAUGAACUGGCUGAGCAGACUGGCCUCCAGGGGACAGGGGCCCCGUGCCCCUCAAGGGACCAGUCCGCAGGCCCCUGUCAUGGCUGACCCUGAGACAUGCCUCAUGGUCUUUAAGAAUCACUGGUCCCAGGUGGUACGGAUCCUGGAGCGACAAGGCCCUCGGGCAGCGGAUGAUCUCAGUGCUGUUCGCAACCACACUUACCAGAUGUUAACAUUGCUGGCAGAGGACCGCGCUGUCUCCUCGGUGAACCCAGCCCCUGGGCCCCUGCUGGAAUUUGCUCUACGUGAGGAUCUGCUAACUCGAGUGUUAACGUGGCAGCUUCAGUGGGAUGAGCUUGGGGAUGGGGUCGAGGAACGGCGUGCUGAGCAACUGAAACUGUUUGAGAUACUAGUGAGUGAAGCGCGCCAGCCACUGUUGCGGCAUGGUCCAGUUCGUGAAGCUCUGCUGACCUUGCUGGAUGCCUGUGGCCGCCCGGUGCCCAGUAGCCCAGCACUGGAUGAAGGCCUGGUGCUACUUCUCAGCCAGCUGUGUGUGUGUCUGGCCCGGGAACCUUCAUUACUCGAGUUCUUCCUGCAGCCGCCACCAGAACCUGGAGCUGCCCCUCGUCUUCUCCUUUUUUCUCGCCUUGUCCCCUUUGUCCAUCGAGAGGGCACCCUGGGUCAGCAGGCCCGAGAUGCUCUACUCCUGCUCAUGGCACUGUCAGCUGGGAGCCCCACUGUGGGCCGCUACAUCGCAGAUCACUCUUACUUCUGCCCGGUGCUGGCCACAGGGCUGAGUGCCCUGUACUCCUCACUGCCUCGAAAGAUUGAGGUUCCAGGGGAUGAUUGGCACUGUCUACGACGGGAGGACUGGCUGGGAGUGCCAGCCCUUGCACUCUUCAUGAGUUCCCUUGAGUUCUGCAAUGCAGUCAUUCAGGUGGCCCAUCCGCUGGUGCAGAAGCAGCUGGUGGAUUAUAUUCAUAAUGGAUUCCUGGUGCCUGUCAUGGGUCCUGCCCUGCACAAGACCUCUGUGGAGGAGAUGAUUGCCAGUACUGCAUAUCUGGAACUUUUUCUACGGAGCAUCUCUGAGCCUGCCUUGCUCCGUACUUUCCUGCGAUUCCUGUUGUUACAUCGGCAUGACACCCACACCAUCCUUGACACCCUUGUUGCACGUAUUGGCAGCAACUCCCGGGUAUGGCCCCUACCUCUGUCCUGGCUUACCUGGCUCUGCAUGGUUUCUUUGAGUCUCUUCAGGACCUUACUGAACCUCAGCUGUGAGGAUGUUCUGCUGCAGCUGGUUCUCAGGUAUCUUGUCCCAUGUAAUCAUGUGAUGCUAAGCCAGAAGCCAGCAGUGCGUGAUGUGGACCUAUAUGGACGAGCAGCUGACAAAUUUCUCUCCCUAAUCCCACGCUGUUGUCGGCACCGUGCCCCCAGCCCACCCCAUCCAGAGCAUGCUUCUUGGGCACGAGGUGGGCCUAGCAGAGAGGAAGGGAGAAGGGAGGACACCACGGGCCCUGGCAGCCCAACUGUUGAUUCUUCUUCUGUGGUGACAGUACCCCGACCGUCCACACCAUCCCGCCUGGCCCUCUUCUUGCGACAACCGAGCUUGAGUGGCUCUGAGUCUCCAGCCGCAGCCCCUCGCUCACCAGGGCUUGCUGGAUCUCCAGCCUCCAGCCCUGGCCGACGCCCCAGCCCUGCAGAGGAGCCUGGUGAGCUGGAAGACAAUUACCUGGAGUAUCUGCGUGAGGCACGCUGUGGUGUGGACCGCUGUGUCCGAGCCUGCCGAACCUGGUCUGCCCCCUAUGAUGGCGAGCGACCCCCUCCUGAGCCCAGUCCUGUUGGCUUCCGGACUAAGAAACGCAGCCUACUGCCUGAGGGGGAAAGAGACAAUGUGGGAGAAGGAGAGGAGGAAGAUCUGGGGAGUGGGGGGCUGGUUGGGGUUGCAGGGGAGGGCUCCAGCCACUUACCCCCUCCUCAGCUUAAUGGAGUAUCAGGACCAUGGCUUGAGGGGACCAAGAAGGUUCGGCGGGUGCCACUGGAGGUUGCUGGGGAACUGCUAGAGGGCAUCUCUGAGGGCAUGGCGGGACUAGAGAGCUUUGGACAGGAGCUCCGGGAGCUGGAGGUGGCAUUGAGCAAUGGCGGGGCUGGCUCAGAGCUCCCCCUAGAGCCUCCACUACCUCUUGAGGAGGAGGAGGCCUUCGAGAGCUUCACCUCUCCCCCUGAGCCCCCAGCCCCCUUCCUCAGCAGCCCAUUGAGGACUCUCAACCAACUGCCAAGCCAGCCCUUUACUGGCCCCUUCAUGGCUGUGCUCUUUGCCAAACUCGAGAACAUGCUGCAGAACUCCGUCUAUGUCAACUUCCUGCUGACGGGGCUGGUGGCCCAGCUGGCCUGUCACCCCCAGCCCCUGCUCCGCUCUUUCCUGCUCAACACCAACAUGGUCUUCCAGCCCAGUGUCAAGUCCCUGCUGCAGGUGCUUGGCUCUGUGAAGAAUAAGAUUGAGAGCUUUGCAGCGUCCCAGGAGGACUUCCCAGCACUGUUAUCCAAAGCCAAGAAGUACCUCAUUGCCCGUGGCAAGUUGGAUUGGGCAGAAGGUCCAGCAGCAGGACCUGCUCUCCGCCGCUCUGAUCCCCUAGUGAAGAGCCGGAGGCCAUCCUUGGGGGAGCUGCUUCUGAGGCACACACACAGCCCUACCAGGACCCGACCGGCGGCACAGCUGGUACAUCAGCCGGGGAGAGAUGGAGCAGGACAUGGCCUAGGUGGCAACUCCCCUGGGACUUCAACUCCUAUUCUUCCUCCCCGGGGAGGUGCCCCUGAGCGCCAAGGUGAGGCUCUGCGAGUCAAGAAUGCUGUCUACUGUGCAGUCAUUUUCCCUGAGUUUCUCAAGGAGUUGGCUGCCAUCUCCCAGGCCCAUGCUGUGACCUCGCCUUUCUUGUUGGAAACUUCAGAGGAGGGAUCUGGCCCUCCCAUCUCAGGAUCUGGGCCCCUCAAUCCUUAACUUUAUUCCAUGGACAAUCAGGGCCGUGAAUGGCCUAGGCAGGGGCCCAGGUACAGGCCCCUUUUUAUGUUUGGAGGCAGUGGCAAGAAGACUUUUUAAUUUAUUUCAGAUGAAUGUUUUAUGGAGAACUUGCAAUAUGUAUAAAAGGGAAAUCUCUA